Molecule: messenger RNA, 1587 nt
Organism: Miscanthus lutarioriparius
Lineage: Eukaryota; Viridiplantae; Streptophyta; Magnoliopsida; Poales; Poaceae
Source: the annotation of a GenBank genome assembly
AUGGCGCCGGCGGCCUGGGCGGUUCCGGCGCUCACGGCCGCUGCGUGGGCGCUGCGGGCGGGGGUGUGGGCGUGCCUCGCCGCGUCGGCGAUGCUCGUCGCCGAGGCCGCGUACAUGGGCCUCGCCAGCCUCGCCGCCGCCGCCGCCGCCGCCACCGCGAUGCUGUGGCGCUGGCGCCGCACCGACACGAGGUACCGCUGGGAGCCCAUGCCCAUGCCCGGGGCCGGGGGCCGCGUCGACGUCGAGGUGGCGGCCACUGGGGCGGACUUCUCCAUGGUGCUCGUGCAGAUCCCCAUGUACAACGAGAGGGAGGUGUACAAGCUAUCCAUUGCUGCGGCGUGUGCCCUCACAUGGCCACCAGACCGUAUUGUAAUACAAGUCUUGGAUGAUUCCACUGAUCCGAUUAUUAAGGAACUAGUGGAGCUUGAGUGCCAGGAUUGGGCCACCAAAAAAGUUAACAUCAAGUAUGAGGUUAGAGAUAACAGAAAGGGAUACAAAGCAGGUGCGCUGAAGAAGGGCAUGGAACAUAUAUACGCCAAGCAAUGUGACUUCGUUGCUAUCUUUGAUGCGGAUUUCCAACCUGAACCUGACUUCCUUUUAAAAACCAUACCGUUUCUUGUGCAUAACCCAAAGAUUGCACUUGUACAAACACGUUGGGAGUUUGUGAACUAUGAUGUUUGCCUGAUGACAAGGAUACAGAAGAUGUCUCUGGACUAUCAUUUCAAAGUUGAGCAGGAAUCAGGAUCAUUUGUGUAUUCAUUUUUUGGCUUUAAUGGUACAGCUGGUGUGUGGCGUGUAUCUGCUAUUAAUCAGUCUGGAGGAUGGAAAGAUCGCACCACUGUAGAAGAUAUGGACCUGGCUGUACGGGCAAGCCUCAAGGGAUGGGAAUUCUUGUUUGUUGGUGAUAUUAGGGUUAAGAGUGAACUACCAAGUACCUUCAAAGCCUACCGUCAUCAACAACAUAGGUGGACUUGUGGUGCCGCCAAUCUCUUCAGGAAAAUGGCUUGGGAAAUCAUUACAAACAAGGAGGUGUCAAUAUGGAAGAAACAUCAUCUGCUAUACAGCUUUUUCUUUGUCCGAAGGGUUAUUGCUCCCCUUGUGACAUUCUUGUUUUAUUGUGUUGUCAUCCCUUUGUCUGCCAUGGUUCCUGGUGUCAGCAUUCCUGUAUGGGGGCUGGUCUAUAUUCCCACUGCAAUUACAUGUAUGAACGCCAUCAGAAAUCCUGGGUCUCUCCAUCUGAUGCCCUUCUGGAUUCUGUUCGAGAAUGUUAUGUCCAUGCACCGCAUGCGUGCUGCUGUAACCGGUUUACUUGAGACUGCACAUGCAAAUGAUUGGGUAGUCACUGAGAAGGUAGGAGAUCUUGUGAAGGAUGACCUGGAUGUUCCACUCCUUGAACCAGUGAAGCCCACAGAAUGCGUUGAGAGGAUUUACUUUCCUGAGCUCUUGCUUGCACUCCUCCUCUUAAUAUGUGCUUCAUAUGACUUCGUACUUGGAAGCCACAAAUACUAUCUUUACCUAUACCUCCAGGCCUUUGCAUAUGUUGUAAUGGGUUUUGGUUUUGUUGGAACAAAAACUCCAUGUUCAUAG